ACAAUUAUUAUACUUUAAUACACUUCUUUCACUCCUUUCAUGGAGUUUGAUUCACUCGAUUCCUUUUUGUACCUAAUUCAACAAUACCGCUAGUUCAUCACCCACUGAACAGGACCUUUGUCUCUAUAAACACAACGAUAGUGACAACACCAAAUAUCUCUCUUACAACCUUUAUCUUAAUAGUAAUAAUCAUAAUAAUUACAAUUUUGUUAAAGAAAAGAAUACAAACCAAAAAAAGAAAAAGAAAAUCCAACUAGACCAACUACAAAUAGACCAGCAGUAACAACAAUUCACCAAAAAGAAAAGAAAAAAAAAGAAAUAUAAAGAAUGCCUUCUCUUCCAAAAACAACCGAGUUUUACCUUUCCGAAACACCUCAAGAGCGAGAAAGACGAAUCCGCGAAUUAUUUGAUAGUCUGGAUCGAAAAAACAAAGGUGUUUUGGAUAGUGAAGCUAUCCAAAAGGGCUUUACGACCAUGACCCACCUUCCGGCACGAACAAAAUACGUCAACGAGCUACUCGACAGGUGCGACACUAGUCACGACGGUCUGGUUGAUUAUGCUGAGUUCAAGACAUAUGUGACCGACAAGGAGCGAGAGUUGUGGAAUCUGUUUGGAAAACUCGACCAGAGAGGAGACGGCCGACUACGACCGAGCGAUGUGGAAACUGCCCUCCGAGGAGCAGGAAUCGAGAUUUCUAAAGAAGAGUUUGGUCAUUUUAUACAAUUGAUGGAUUUAGAUGGAAAUGGUUCUAUUGAUUUCCAUGAAUUCAAAAACUUUUUGCUGCUGUUACCACAAUCCAACAUGAGUGACAUGUAUCAGUACUACCAAACAUCGACACAAUUAACCCAGGACGCAGAAGUGAUCAUUCCACCCACAGACGAGGCUGCUCAUCAUGCAUGGAGAUACCUGUUGGCUGGUGGUGUGGCUGGUGCGGUGUCUCGCACCUGUACUGCCCCAUUUGAUCGCCUCAAGGUAUAUCUGAUUACUCACAGUCGACAGACACCCCCGGUCACACUGACAAGUGCAAUGCGAGCCAUUUAUGAAAAAGGUGGCUGGAGAGGAUUUUUUGUCGGCAACGGUCUAAAUGUGGUCAAGAUUGUGCCCGAAUCAGCGAUCAAAUUCUAUGCCUACGAAACCUGUAAAGGGUUGAUGGCCAAGGCAUUGGAUUGCGAAGACAAGGAUAGUAUUCCGACCAGUGCACGGUUUAUUGCCGGUGGUAUGGCAGGUCUGUGUGCCCAGUUUAUGAUCUAUCCUGCCGAAACUCUCAAGACUCGGAUCAUGUCUCAAGGAGAACGGACGCAGGUCUUUAAGACAGCCAAGACCAUGUAUGCGCGUGCUGGAAUUCGCGCCUUUUGGCCAGGUUUGACAUUGGGAAUGGUUGGUGUUUUUCCCUAUCAAGCCAUGGAUCUUGGUAUCUAUGAAACGCUCAAGAUUUCAUAUCUUCAGUACGCUGACCGAGAGUAUGGAGAAUCGCGAGAUAGACAACCAAGUGUGCUUGUACUGUGGGCAUGCGGUAUGGUGAGUGGGUCGAUAGGUGCCACAAGUGUAUAUCCUCUUAAUGUCAUCCGAACAAGGUUACAAGCUCAGGGUACACAUGCACACCCUCAUUAUUAUGAUUCCGCUUGGCAUGCUGCAAGAGUCACCUAUCAAAAGGAUGGCGUACGAGGAUUUUACAAGGGACUGGGACCUACUCUUUUAAAGGUGGUUCCUGCUGUCAGUAUAACUUAUAUAACUUAUGAAUGGAGCAAACGAGAACUCGGUAUUUCAUAGUAUCACCAUUGCCAUUACCAUUACCAUUACCAUUUCCGAAAAUCCACACAAAAUUCUUCCCUUCUUCCCUUCUUCCCUUCAUUCCUUUCUUUCUUCUUUCCUUCCUUUAUUAAUCUUCUGUUGUUUUAUUAUUAUACAAGUCUCUUGCUCUAUAUUUGUUCUCUUUAUAUAUAUAUAUAUAUAUAUUUAUAUUAUAUUGUUUCUUGUUUGUUUGUUUUUUCUUUCUUUCUUGUCUUGAUGUAUAGUUGUUAUUUUUUAUUUUAUUUUAUAGUUGUAAACGUCUCCCGUCGAUGCUCCGCAUUCGGUGGAAGAAGCUCCAGAGUAAGUAAAGUGAAGUGUAUAUAUAUAUAUAUAUAUAUAUAUAUUGUUUUUCUUU
Messenger RNA from Phycomyces blakesleeanus NRRL 1555(-), 2146 nucleotides. RefSeq lists its product as hypothetical. The transcript has 7 exons. Gene Ontology annotation, molecular function: ATP transmembrane transporter activity; calcium ion binding. NCBI's taxonomy places the organism in Eukaryota, Fungi, Mucoromycota, Mucoromycetes, Mucorales, Phycomycetaceae. The coding region runs from base 328 to 1770 and encodes 480 amino acids. Gene Ontology annotation, biological process: transmembrane transport. The record is from RefSeq and is a predicted model, not a curated record.